CCAUUCUUGUAGUUGUUGCUCACAGCCACUCAGAAGCCCAUAAUAAUGAACACUAAGCUGGCUCUCGUUUUCCUUACUCUCUGCUCUGUAGCCUUCGGUGGCUAUCUGAGUGGUGGUCUCCUUGGUGGAGGUUACUAUGGAGGAGGUGCUGUCACUGGUAGCUCUGCUGUCACCCACAGCUUCGACAACCAACGUGCUCUGACUGGAUUCGGCCAUGGUUUCGGAUUAGGUGGCUACGGAGGCUACGGAUUAGGUGGCUACGGAGGCUACGGAUUAGGUGGCUACGGAGGCUACGGUUAUGGUGGAUAUGGAGGCUACGGUUAUGGAGGUCACGGCUAUGGUGGCUACGGCUAUCCUUAUGGAGGUUAUGGUUAUGGCUUGGGAGGUUACGCUGGAGUUGGACUUGGCUACAAAUACCACUAAAUGCAUAUCGAAAAAUACAAGACAUUGCCAGAUAAAAUAAGAAGAAACCAAGUGACCAAUAGAUGGCAUUUGUAAAAUAUUUAAAAAUUGUAAAUGGCUAAUGUAAUAAAGUUUAUUUUUGAGCAAA
Limulus polyphemus (Atlantic horseshoe crab) is the source of this 550-nucleotide messenger RNA. RefSeq names its product keratin-associated protein 19-1-like. Lineage: Eukaryota; Metazoa; Arthropoda; Merostomata; Xiphosura; Limulidae. Bases 46 to 423 code for a protein of 125 amino acids. The transcript has 3 exons. The record is from RefSeq and is a predicted model, not a curated record.